Molecule: messenger RNA, 1095 nt
Organism: Caenorhabditis remanei
Lineage: Eukaryota; Metazoa; Nematoda; Chromadorea; Rhabditida; Rhabditidae
Exons: 4
Coding region: 1-1095 (364 amino acids)
Source: RefSeq, a predicted model, not a curated record
AUGGUCUCACUACACCAAUUUUCUAGAGUUCAAAGACUAGAUAGAAACGAGAGCAAGUUCAAACCACGCAAAUCAUAUUCACAACAGAACAAUCGGAAAACAGAUACUGCUAAGACAAUGUUGGUUGUUAAAGAAUCGGAUAAUAAUUAUCCUUCGAAAAAUGUUGAUCGUUUCAAUUAUUCUAAAAAUACCGAUUCGAAACUAAAUUAUGGAUUGGAAAAGAAGGAGAGUAUGUUCCAACCUCGUGAAUCAAUUUCGCAAAUAAACACACGGAAAUCAACUGAGAAAGUGUUGGCUGUUGGAGAUUCGGAUGAUGAGUCUUCGGAUGAACACUCACCGAGCGAAUUGCUGGCUACUAUCGAAAAGCACGACCAAUUUAAAGCGGAAAAGAAAUUUGCUAAAUUCAUCAAACGCGAAUUUCCUGGAAAAGAGAAAGAAAAACCUUCCCUGUGUUCUUAUCGCGAAUGGUAUCAAGCAUUGAAAAGUGCCACAGAAAAGCUAGAGAAUAGUACCGUGGCUCCUCCUCUUGGCUCAAAUACAAAGAAGCCUGGAUAUCAAUCGUCAAAAGUUGGACCACCGUCACACCUGCCCACCAAUGAACGAAUUCAGGGAAAUGCCAAACGUCACCAUACAGUAACUGGAAAGAAAGUCGAUUCAAUCAACAAUCCUCGAAAUUGGAGUGAUGGCGUCCCUGCUGGAAUUGGACGGAUUCCGAAAAAGACAAAUCAUUUGAGAGAUGAAGGGUUUGAGCCGAAACCAGAGCUGAAAAAGAGCAAUCCAGCACCAAAUCCUUAUUCUGGAACACUUGAUGCUGCUGAGAGAAACUCGAACGAUAACGAGUACGAUCCAACCGAAUUUUAUCUUGGACUUCGUCCUAGUCAUAUUUCAUUUGACUUCAUUAAAGACGAAGCGGACAAACUUUCUUCCGCAGACUUGAUCACUUUUCUCGGAAACAAUGAACAAUUCAAGAAGGAUGCGAAUAGGUUUUUUGUGAAAUUCAUUCGAGAAGAGUUUCCUGAAAAACUCCGUCACAAACCCGACGGGUAUUCCUCAUUUCAAUGGUAUCAAACCUUGAAGAGACGUGCAGACAUGUAA